GUAACGGAAUAACAAAACAUCGUCCAUGUCAUGCACUCGUAACCUUGUUUGGGAGUGUUACAUAUUGCAAACCAUUAUUUAUUUAUGUAUUUUGAGUGACGUUUGUUAAUACGCAAUGACCCUGGAAGUCAAAACAAUUCAACGACUCGGAAAGUUUGCUUAAGGUUUCCGUUUUACUUUUUCAUUGGCCUUUUCGUCCAGCAUGCCCCGGAGUUUGAUGUCAUCUUCGGCGCGGAGGUCUGGGUCUGGGAGUAGCUCGCUUUCUCGCCGGUAUCGCACCCGCGCUGUGAAGUCCCAUGUUGACGAGACGCUCUUCGGCGUUCCCAAACCCAAGCAGAGCAUCGAUGACACUUCAAGCAGGUCUCAUAGUGCACCAUCAAAUAAAACACCCAAGCCGGAAGCUGUCCGAAUAAUCACCAAGGAUCUCAUCCGUGACCUAAAGAUCCCUAACAAAGACCCCUCCGGCCUAUCCAUCAUUCUCUGCCCGGCCGAGAUGGAGCGGAUCACGGGCAAGUCACGCGUGGCCACCAAGGAGAUCAAAGAGGCGGCCCUGGAAGCCCAGCGCAAGGAGAAGGAGGCCAUAGUGGAUGCGGCCGAGGAGAGGAAGACGCGGAUGCGCCAGGCUGAUCUGUCGCGGCAGAAGAACCAGGCACUGAGCGAGCUGGAGGCGGAGGCUCGUGACCGCGCUCAGUACCUGCUGAAGAGAGCCAACGCCAUGCGCAUGGAGCAGGAGGAUGAAGUCAAGAAGUUCAAUGAGCUGAUCCUGGGUGCCCAGUGCCACGCGGUGCGGGACAUGCAGAUCCAGGAGAAGCAGCAGAUCCUGGAGGAGCUGAUGGAGGAGGAGAGGAGGCUGGACGCCAUGAUGGAGGUGGAGAGGCUCCGGGCCCUGGAGACCCAGGACAAGAUAGAUCAGCUGCGCAAACAGCAGAGGAUACAGGGUAAGAUGUGCAUCCUGAAGCAGAUUGAGGAGCGUACGGAGGAUCGUCUGCUGCAGGACGAGCUGAGGGAGCAGGAGGGCCAGCAGAUGCUGGAGACCCUGGAGCGCAUGCAGAUAGAGGAGCUGGAGGCCCUUGAGAGGAAGAGGGAUGACCAGCAUCGUCUGCAGCAGGAGAUCAAGCGCAUUAAUGAGGAGAGCCUGCUGGCCAAGGAGCGCAAGAGGGAGGAGGAGAGGCUGACCGACCUGCGGGCCAUGGAGUACACGCGCCAGAAGCUGCAACGGGAGGCUGAGUACGAGGCCGAGCAGCAGCGCAUCAAGAGGGAGAAGGAGAAGGAGGUGGCCAGAAUGAGAGCGCUACAGGAGAAGGACCGCGACUACAAAGCCGAACAAGAUGAGAUCCGUGCCCGGCGCAACCAGGAGGCGGCGGAGCGCGAGUGGAGGCGCAAGGAGAAGGAGCAGGUGCUGCGUAAGGCGGAGGAGGAGGCGCGCCUGAGGGAGGCUCGGCUGGAGCAGGUCACCCACAAGGAGCACCUCCUCUCCGUCGAGGCCGGCCGCGAGAGAGCCGAGUUUGACCGGGUGCUGAGGGUGCAGUUGGAGGCCAUCGAGCGCGAGAAGGAGCGCGAGGAGAAGCACCGGCAGCGAGUGACGCGGCACGCGGAGGGCGUGCGACAGCAGGUGCGCGAGCGUGAGAUGGCCGUCGUGGCCAAGCGGCGUGAGCUCUUCCGCGAGGGCGAGAGGCUGGACGAGCAGGCCAGAGAGCGGCGCCAGCGACUCAACGAGAUCAAGGACAAGAAACUGCAGGAGCUCAGGGCGGCAGGACUGGCAGAGAAAUACUGCAACGAAGUGGAGCGCAAGCUGCACGUUGUCCCCACUCUGGCCCAGUGAUCUGCAGGCAGAAGGAUGAAUCAUGGCACUCCGGCUCUAGUAGAAGAAAGCAUUUGCGGUCUAUGUGUGGUUUCUGUGCCCUUUUUUUUUUGUUACAAGUCCAAGCAAGCAUUGUUCAUUGCCUCAUCCGCAUCUGGUAGAGGUUUUCUUAAGUAAAAUAAAAAAGCACUAUUCAGCAA
Messenger RNA from Engraulis encrasicolus (European anchovy), 2001 nucleotides. It is a transcript of the gene cfap45, whose product is annotated as cilia and flagella associated protein 45. NCBI's taxonomy places the organism in Eukaryota, Metazoa, Chordata, Actinopteri, Clupeiformes, Engraulidae. The transcript is spliced from 12 exons. The record is from RefSeq and is a predicted model, not a curated record. The coding region runs from base 203 to 1822 and encodes 539 amino acids.